AUGAGGUGGCCGGCUGAGCCAGGGUGCGGAAGCCAAGGGCCUGCGACACCCGAAAGGGCUAACAAGCUUAGGUUUCUACUUGUUGGGAAAACGGAUAGUGGAAACCACCCUAGUGGUUGGUUGGUCGCUCGCACUGUGCGCUACAGUACUGCGGAUGCAGAGAUUGGACCUUGCAAGGGUUUAAUUUCGCACGAUUGCAAGCUUCUGCUGUUACUGUGUGGAUACUUUGAGCGCAAUCCUGGACCCCUCCGGUUUGUGCAGCAGAACGUUAACGGUGUCUCAGCAGUAAAGCUAUCAAGCCUACUUGCUCUAGAUGCAGACGUCUAUCUUCUUCCGGAGGUGAAGAAGUUGCGUGAGGCGUCUCGCAUCUGUAAGGUCCCGCCAUACACAGUUUACUGUAGCCCCCCGAACGCUCGGGGUGGAAGAGUUGCCAUCUUGGUGCACCAACGAAGCAGCAUCCAGACCAGGAGUGUGACAUGGAAAGCACUCCCAAACGACACUGGCAUCAAAGCCGUAACUGUGAAAUUGUGA
Trypanosoma brucei brucei TREU927 is the source of this 531-nucleotide messenger RNA. RefSeq lists its product as hypothetical. Bases 1 to 531 code for a protein of 176 amino acids. The record is from RefSeq and is a predicted model, not a curated record. Lineage: Eukaryota; Euglenozoa; Kinetoplastea; Trypanosomatida; Trypanosomatidae. The transcript has a single exon.